Molecule: messenger RNA, 1713 nt
Organism: Spathaspora passalidarum NRRL Y-27907
Lineage: Eukaryota; Fungi; Ascomycota; Pichiomycetes; Serinales; Debaryomycetaceae
Gene: PEA2
Product: Pea2p
Exons: 1
Coding region: 1-1713 (570 amino acids)
Source: RefSeq, a predicted model, not a curated record
AUGAUUGAUUCUGAGACUUUACUGAAGAAUUCGCCUUUUAAAAUAACCCACAGCGACUCUCAAAACUCGUAUAAUUUAUCCAAUACGACCCCAGACCUAUUGAAGUUCCAAUUACAAGAACAAUACCGUAAUCAAUUACAAGAUUUAAAGAAUUCUGAAUUACCAGAUUUAAAAUUAUUAAACACCAAUAUAUUUGAAAACUCAUUUAAUGACCAUUUACAAAAUCAGCUUGAGUUAGGCAAUGUUAAUAUAGUCACUAGAAGUGAUUCAUCUUCACCAGAGUCCACCUCUACUAGCUUGUUUUCCGAACCAGAGUCUACCGACGGUAGUACUGAUAUUGAAACCGUGAUUGCUUCAACGAAGCCAAAUUAUUUGAAUUUGAAAGUUUUGAUUGAAAAUUCAAUUUUUGACACUAGGAAUAUUAAUAAGGAUUCUAUAUUGUCUUUAUCAGAACUCCAAGAUUUAAAAACUAGAAUCCAAAUAAAGAAUGAAUCAAAGCUGUACUUGUUAUCUAAAAUUACCGUCACGCAACAAUUCAUCAACGAUAUAAUAUUUAAGCAAACAGAGACUAUAGAAAAUAACGACAACAUAAACACUGAACUAGGUACAAAGUCCCUUAUUAAGCUCUUGAAAUCCAGUUCGUCCUUGCAAUCACAAUUAAUCUCAAUAAACACUGAAUUAGAGGAAUUAAACACUAAAUUGAAUAACCACAACUUAUCAUGCUUAGUGUUGGGAUAUGUCGAAGAUAUUAGACUUUCUUCCGCCGCGCCUCUGCAGACUCACAGUGUUUCCGAUCCACAACUGUCAGCACCACUCACGCCAUUAGAUAGUCCUGAAAGUCGAAUACUAUCUACUCCCAGAGGAGGGGAUAUAUAUUCGAAGAUUUAUGACACUCUUUUCGCCCAUGUUGCUAGUAUUGCUGCCAGUCGCAACAUUACUUUACCGCCACCACCUUCUGCCAAUUCAGAAUCGUUUGAGUCUCGGACUCGCUGGGUACAGCAAUGUAUUGACACUGUUCUUUCCAAUUCGAAAGUUGAUAUCGCUGAAAUUCCACCAAGAGAUGCAUCAAUGUUCAGUAAUGCCUCUUCUAUUCUUAGUCCAACUUCCCCAAUAAGAAAUAUUUCCCAGGAAAAGAUGUUGAUUGAGUACAAGACUGCAUUGAAUGACUUACGAUUCUCGUACCAAUAUCUUGCCAAGGAAUAUGAGCACUCUCGCGAGUCGUUUAAUAAAAUAAUUUUAGACUAUAAAAAGAAAAUUACCCAUUUAGAAAAUGAAUCACUGAAAAACAAAGACGAUGGAUUGAUUUCACCACCCAGUACUCGAAUGUCAACCUGCGACUCCCUUGAUGCUAAAGAUAAAGAAAUUUCACGUCUUCGAAAAGAAUUGAACUUAUUACGAGUUGACAAUAUACGUAAAGAUCAUUCACAUCUACAAGGACUGACCAGUAGUGCAGAUUUACCUGAUGGUGCAAGUCCAGAAUUGUUCCUGAUGAUGCAUCUUACUGUGUCCAAUGUAUCCAACGAUGAUGGAGAUGAGACCAAUUCCAUACAUUCCAAUAGACCAAGUUCCCAAGGAUUAAGUACUGGUAUAUUACGUAAAGAAUUUAAGAAGAUUGUUUCUGAUAUUCAGGAUCAAUAUGAGUUAGAAUUGACUCAAGAGAGGUUAAAGAGUCGACAGAUGGCAGAAGAAUUGGAACAACUCAAGCAAGGUUGA